Messenger RNA from Cheilinus undulatus (humphead wrasse), 1638 nucleotides. RefSeq names its product cell division cycle protein 20 homolog B-like. Gene Ontology annotation, cellular component: anaphase-promoting complex. Gene Ontology annotation, molecular function: ubiquitin ligase activator activity; anaphase-promoting complex binding; protein binding. Gene Ontology annotation, biological process: positive regulation of ubiquitin protein ligase activity; positive regulation of anaphase-promoting complex-dependent catabolic process; anaphase-promoting complex-dependent catabolic process. The transcript has 12 exons. Lineage: Eukaryota; Metazoa; Chordata; Actinopteri; Labriformes; Labridae. Bases 1 to 1638 code for a protein of 545 amino acids. The record is from RefSeq and is a predicted model, not a curated record.
AUGCAGGAGGGGAGGGGGAAAUCUACCUACACCCACGAUGAGUUUCUAUGGAGACUGAAGCCAAACCUGCAGGGAGGCCGCAAACCAGGCACAGUGUCGCGGGAAAGAGGAGUCAAACAGGAAAGCCUGGAGAAAAUGCAGAGAGACAUUGUGGGAAAAAGAAGAUACUGCCUCUUUCAGGAACAAAACGACGUCCAUUACGUUUCGUACAAGCGGUUCCGGAGGAGGAUAACCCAGAAGAGAGGCAGCUGUGAGGGUCCUGCUGUUAGUACACCAUUGACCACUGGGGGGAAGUGUGAGCCCAGCUUUGAGUUUGAUACUGUCUGUCAGAGGCUGGAGCUGGACUCUCCUCAGAGAGACCAUGAACAAGAUCACAGAGACCUCCAGGGAAACUUUCAAGAGACAGUGAUAAGAGGAGGCGUGGCCCUCUGUGCAGCCGUGUCAACCACAAUCACACCACACACCAUCACUGCACAUGGGAGUCCUGCCACAAAAAAUGCCCCAGAACAGGGCUGGGUGUGGAGAACUGCAACUGAAGAACAUGAAAACUCUCAACAGGCUGGUAAAGCAUUAGUUGUUUUCUUUCUACACAACUACCAACAAUGCUUCAAGACAAAACUCUGCACUCACUCCUCUGAUGAGAGCCACUGUGACUUGCUGCCGUUUGCUGUUCUGAGGAAAUCUUCUGUAAACCUGAAGGGAGAGGAUGUGAUGAAGAUGGCAGCACCGUCACUACUCAAUGACUACUACUCUAAUCUCCUCGACUGCAGUAGUAAUGGUAUGAUUGCAUUAGCACUGGGCUCUUCUGUUUACCUUUGGAAUUCAGAAACUCAGACUCUGUUGGGGCAUUUGGAGCAGAAUCCACAACCAGGACCACUGUACCUUCAGACACAAUCAGUCUCGUCUCUGAGCUGGAGCAAAGAUGGCAGCUCUCUCUGUAUCGGAACCAGGCAAGGGGAGCUACAGUUGUGGGAUGUUGAACAAAGCCAAAAGAUGAGGUGUCUGUCUUCACACCUGUCUGUGGUCAGAGCUGUUUCCUGGAGGCAGCAGUUAGUCAGCAGCGGCUCUAUCAUUGGACAUAUCCAUCACUUUGACCCUCGGGCUUCUACACCUCUGGUAGGCACAGCGUUUCAAAAAGACGGGAUCUGCAGCCUGCAGUGGUCUCCAGGAGACGACAUGCUGGCCAGCGGCUCCACAGAGGGUCUUCUCUGUAUAUGGGAUAAUGAUGUUGGGGUGUUCACCAUGUCACGCCGGCCGAUUACUGAAAUGAAACAGCCCAGCGCUGUAAAGGCGAUGGGUUGGUGUCCAUGGCAGGGGAAGAUGAUAGCUACAGGAGGAGGAUGGAAAGAUGCAGAGCUGAGGAUCUGGGACACAAACUCAGAAACUUGUGUUAGCUCUGCAAACACAAACUCACAGAUCUGUUCUCUUCAAUGGGCUGAGAAGAAGAGAUAUCUGGUCACAGGUCAUGGUCUUCCUCAUCACCAAGUCACUUGCUGGACUUGGGACUUUCCCUCCCUCAGACCAACUCGCCAGCUGAAAGGUCACUCCCAGCGAGUUCUGCACUUGGCCCUAAAUCCAGAGAGUGCUCAGAUUUUCUCUGCUGGAGCUGACCAAACCUUCAACAUCUGGGACAUUUAA